This is a messenger RNA of Leptopilina boulardi, 1927 nucleotides long. RefSeq names its product glucose dehydrogenase [FAD, quinone]-like. The record is from RefSeq and is a predicted model, not a curated record. Gene Ontology annotation, molecular function: flavin adenine dinucleotide binding; oxidoreductase activity, acting on CH-OH group of donors. The transcript has 6 exons. Bases 1 to 1839 code for a protein of 612 amino acids. NCBI's taxonomy places the organism in Eukaryota, Metazoa, Arthropoda, Insecta, Hymenoptera, Figitidae.
AUGCAGAUGAAUUGCAGUUAUUGUCCAACGCCAAUUACAAGUGAUGUUAGUUUAGCAUCAGCUUGUACUGGUGGCGUUUCCUUUAUUUUAUUCAUUGGAAUUUUGGAAUCUUUUAUACGAAGACAAUGUGACCUUGAAGAUCCAUGUCAUCGUAUUAGGCCACGUGAAAAACCCAAUUUAAGCUAUGAUUUUAUUGUAAUUGGAGCAGGAAGUGCAGGUGCUGUAGUCGCUUCAAGAUUAUCAGAACAAAAACGUUUUUCAGUUUUAUUGCUCGAAGCGGGAUUAGAUGAGCCAGCUUGGUCACAAAUACCGCGAUUUUAUUUAUCCACUCUAGGUACAAAAUUAGAUUGGCAAUACACAUUUGAAAAUGAAAACAAUAAUCAAUGUUCAUCAGAUGGAAAUAAUGUACAGUGCUAUUGGCCAAGAGGAAAGGUUCUUGGUGGAACGAGUUCAAUUAAUGGACUGAUAUACUUGAGAGGAUCCCGUAAAGAUUACGACAAUUGGGAAAAAAUGGGAAACAAAGGUUGGUCCUAUAAAGACGUACUUCCAUUUUUUAAAAAAAGUGAAAAUAAUUUACAAAUUAAUAAUAUGGAUUCGGGUUAUCACAAUCAAGGAGGACCACUUUCGGUGGCACAAUUAAAUUAUCAUCCACCAAUGAGUUAUGAUAUUUUAAAAGCAGCAAAAGAAUUAGGUUACGAAACAGUUGAUCUAAAUGGAAAAAAUCAUACUGGAUUUGCAAUUACACAAAGUACAACCAAUAGAAAUAGUCGAUAUUCAUCAGCUCGUGCAUUUUUGAGACCAGCGAGAAAUCGUCAAAAUUUACAUAUUAUUCUAAAUUCAACGGCAACGAAAAUUAUUUUCAAUGCUAAUAAGAGAGCAAUUGCUGUGGAAUAUUAUAAAAAUGGUAAAUACAUAAAAAUUGGAAUUAAUAAAGAAAUCAUUGUCAGUGGAGGUAUAGUAAAUUCUCCACAACUAUUGUUGAACAGUGGAAUUGGACCUAAGGAAGAAUUAGAAAAAAUUGGUGUACCAGUAAUUCAUCAUCUUCCAGGUGUUGGAAAAAAUUUACACGAUCAUGUUUAUUUUCCUCUAAGUUUUUCUAUCAAUGAAACAGAAAUUGGUACUAUAAAUCAGGCCUCAGCCAUGGAAUAUCUUCUAUUUCGAAAGGGACCUUUAAGUGGUGUAGGCCUUUCGGCAAUGACCGGAUUGAUAAAUUCAAAAUAUGCAAAUCCAUUGGAUGAUAAUCCUGAUGUGCAAUUAUUUUUUGCUGGUUAUAUGACAAGAUGUUCGGAAAGUGAAUCAUUUAGUGGAAAUUCAAUAUCACGAAGGCAAAUUGCCUUUAUUCCAACUCUGAUUCAUCCAAAGAGUAAAGGAUAUUUACAACUGAGAAAUAGUGAUCCACUUUCAAAACCAUUAAUUUAUCCCAAAUAUUUAACUCAUCCUGAUGAUAUUUCUGUUAUGAUUGAAGCAAUUAAAUUUGCACUUCGAUUUGCUGAAACGGAAGCUUUAAAAAAAUACGACUUUCAAUUGAAUAAGACACCAGUGAAAAAUUGUGAACAUUUGGAAUUUGGUAGUGAUUCCUAUUGGAAAUGUGCAAUAAAAUAUAGAGGCGGAAGUCCAGGAUAUCAUCAAGCUGGAUCAUGUAAAAUGGGUCCUAAUUCUGAUCCACUGUCAGUUGUUGAUAAUCAAUUAAAAGUUAAAGGAAUCAGAAAUGUUAGAGUUGCUGACGCUAGUAUUAUGCCACAAGUCACUUCCGGUAAUACUAAUGCUCCUUCAAUUAUGAUUGGUGAAAGAGCUGCAGAUUUCAUUAAAAAUAGUUGGCGUCAUUUUAAAAACAAAUGAAAAUUUUACUUUUGUAUUCCUUAAUAAUUUUAAAUUUUAUUUUCCUCUCUCACUAAAUGUUUUUUUAUUCUUUUAAAAAAAAAAAAAA